GUGAAGGUGGGCGUUUUGCCUGCUCCGGCUUCCUUUAGAUUCUGCCUGCUGGAUUAGCAGGCAGGGAAACAGCCCCGCGGCGGGGGUCGGGACACAGGCAUCAUAACAAACGCACGUGCGCCCUGCCCUGGGAAGCCCGCGCUCGGCGGGCAGGAGGAGCCGCCCUGCGGAAUCCAUCCUUUGUCCUAAGCCGCGGGCAGGGAGCGGCUUGGGGGCGUCACUAGCAGAAGAAGGACGACAGAGACGUUUAAAAGGCAGGGUAGAGCCAACUGUGCAGCGCACUGCAGCAGAGCAGCAGUGAAGUCAUGGAUCCCAGCAGAAAGGAAUCGGCCUCCUGAGCCUGCCUGCGCCCUAGAGCUGGUCUCUGCCCCAGCGCUGAGAUGUUUUUUGAUUAUCCCGAGAAAAAUGAGCCUUGGCCACCAGACCUAAUUGAGCAAACAUCUCUCCCAUGGAGAGUAGUGCUGGUUCCUGAGAGCCUGGCGGGCCUGCAGCCCCAGGAGAACUAGCCCAAAGCAGGCUUGUUUUCCUGCUCAGAACAGAGUGGUUUCCUUGAAUGCAUCUUUCAUUAUGAUUCACAUCAACCUGAAGAAAAAAUUCAGCUGCUGUGUGCUGGCCUUUCUCCUGUUUGCUGUCAUCUGUGUGUGGAAGGAGAAAAAGAAAGGAAGCUACUAUGAUUCCCUUAAAUUGCAGACCAAGGAAUUCCAGGUACUGAGGGGCCUGGAGAAGCUGGCCAUGGGGUCUGGUUCCCAGUCUGCAUCUUCAAGCAGCACCCAGGCCCCUCACAGAGGCACCCAGGCCUUCAGCAGUCCCAGAGGCCCAGCCAAGGCCAAACCAGAGGCCUCUUUCCAGGUAUGGAACAAGGACAGCUCUUCCAAAAACCUUAUCCCCCGGCUGCAGAAGAUCUGGAAGAAUUAUCUGAACAUGAACAAGUACAAAGUGUCCUACAAGGGGCCGGGGCCAGGUGUCAGGUUCAGCGCAGAGGACCUGUACUGCCACCUCCGGGACCACGUGAACGUAUCCAUGGUAGAGGCCACAGAUUUUCCCUUCAACACCUCUGAAUGGGAGGGUUACCUGCCCAAGGAGAACAUUAGGACCAAGGCUGGGCCAUGGGGCAGGUGUGCUGUCGUCUCAUCAGCAGGAGCUCUGAAGUCCUCCCAGCUGGGCCGAGAAAUAGAUGAUCAUGACGCAGUCCUGAGGUUUAAUGGGGCGCCCACAGCCAACUUCCAGCAAGAUGUGGGCACAAAAACCACCAUUCGUCUGAUGAACUCUCAGUUGGUCACCACAGAAGUACGCUUCCUCAAAGACAGUUUGUACAAUGAAGGAAUCCUAAUUGUGUGGGACCCGUCUGUUUACCAUUCAGACAUCCCAAAGUGGUACCAGAAUCCUGACUACAGUUUUUUUGCCAACUACAAGAGCUAUCGUAAGCUGCAUCCUGGUCAGCCCUUUUAUAUUCUCAAGCCCCAGAUGCCUUGGGAGCUGUGGGAUAUCAUUCAGAAAAUCUCCCCAGAGAAGAUUCAGCCAAACCCACCAUCCUCUGGGAUGCUUGGCAUCAUCGUCAUGAUGACGCUGUGUGACCAGGUGGAUAUUUACGAGUUCCUCCCUUCCAAGCGCAAGACUGACGUGUGCUACUACUACCAGAAGUUCUUUGACAGUGCCUGCACGAUGGGCGCCUACCACCCACUCCUCUUUGAGAAGAAUCUGGUGAAGCACCUCAACCAGGGUACAGAUGAGGAAAUCUACCUGCUAGGAAAAGCCACGCUAUCUGGAUUCCGGAAGCUUCGCUGCUGAGCAGGGGCUCCAGCCAGGUCCCCUCACCCUUCUUCACUGAGCAUAUUACAGCCUGUCUCUUGGCCACAGGCCUGAGAAGACCAUGUUCCUAAACUGUCAGAGCCUGUGCUCUAGGCCUGUCAUCAAGAGCCAGAGGGCUUCAGGAACCUGAGGGCAAAAACCAGGUGCAGCCUGCCCUGUGGCCACAGAGGUGUGAGAGCCCAAAGCCCCCCACCACUUAACAUUCUUUGUAGACAAAGUUCUUCCUUCCUUCCACACAGGUAAAUGCAAAAUCCAUCUUGCCACCAGGGCUACCAAAGCUGGGCUGUUUUCCCCACCUGAAUGAUGUGAUUCUUGGAAACCAGCACUCUGUGUUGCUUGAAAUCUCUGCCUAGGCAUUGAUUUCGUGUCUCAAAGUUCUCCCAAAUUAUGAUUAUGCUCAGAAUAGGGCGACUCUGGAGGGCAAAGUUGCUCCCGAGGCCCAUGUGCCUGGGAGAGGCAGUGUUCCUAUCACUCCGGCUGGUUUGGCUGGUCCUUAGCCUGGGUGCUUAUGGACAACGUCUCUUGAUGAACUCAUAAACCCUCUCCAGAUGGAGAUGAGAGGCACAGAAAGGCACAGGGCCCCGAAGUUGCUCCCAGUUCAGUGGGAGAGAUGGCCAGGUAGGAUUCAGUGAGCUCAGUGCACUUGUAGAGAGGUGAGCUUCCAGUGCUGCCUGCACACGCAGUAGGGCCACCCACUGGCCGUGUUUGUGGGUCACCCAGGGCUUCACAGAGCUGGGGCCAUGGAGUGGAUUUUAGAGGAAGAGGAGAAACAUGUCAGGCAGAUUUUGUCUGAGUCAUUUGUGUUUUCCCUUUUGCUUUUAUUGCCCAUAUUUAUUCUCUAAGGUCUGCCUGAGGCUCAAAUUAUUUUUUGAGGAAAACCUCUACCCAUGUCUGAGGCAGCAAGUGCAGCCCCAUUGCAGACACCAGGCCAGCCACAUUCCAAAACACUGAUUUCUCUAAGCUCAGCCUGGUCUGACCCUAUGCUACCAGCUGGAUUUACACCCUGUAUCCACCUCUUCCUUGUGAAUGCCCAUCCCAAACUUCUUCUAACUGCCAUCUUGUUUUCUCCCUUUAAAGUAGUCUUCUCCCUCCCAAAUUACUUUUAAUCAUUCUCUACUGUAAACAUUUCCUGACUUGAUUCUUUGACCUUCAUAGGCCUUCUGUGAAAGUUCUUUCAGGGAGUGGGGUGUGGUUGCCUAGAACUUAAGUCACUUUCAGAGGUCAGAACCUUAGGGAUCAUAACUGACUCUCACAGGUGUAUCCAAUUGCCACGCCCUCCACCCGGUCCAGCAAGAUAACAAUGUCAGAGUCUCCAGGAAGAGGCCCUCCCACUGGGGUCUGCAAACGUGCUUCCCAGAUAGUUUUGCUAAUCCCCUCCCCCUGCUAGAGAACCACACCCAACUGGUCCAGCUCCUGAUGUCGAGAAGGUAAAGAAAUUGCUUAGGAUUGCAAAGUCAUGCUGUAGAGCUCGGUUUUCUAGACUCAGGCUCCUGGAUGCCUGAAGCUGGCCUCAUGCGCUCAAGAGCCUCUGGUGUGGAGCUCCCAACCAGCCCCCUGGGAGCUGGAGUGCUCAUUUACUGUCAAACCAUUGGCUUAUAUAGGCAAUGCUGGAGUGAGAAGCCCUGGGUUUUUUAAUUGAUGCUUCCCUAUUUACUAGCUAUGCCACUGUGGCACUUUCUCCUCUCUGAGCCUCUAUUUCCACGACUGCAAAUGGGGGUGAUGAGCCUACCUCAUAGGGCUAUCGUAAGGCAUUCAUGAAACACCUGUCCCGGCUCUGUCUGGCACAAAGCAAGGGCUCAAUACACAGUGAUUUCCUUCCUUCCUUAAUCAAGGACCUGCUCUGUGCUCACAGCUGGGCAGGAAGGACCCUGCUUUGCUGGAGGCUAGAGAGUGGAUCCUGUCCUCAGGGAAUUAGCUGUUCUAUUGGGAGACAACAGCUAUCCUGCUUGCAACACCCAGGAGACCAUGCGAGGCAAUGGAAGGUACAGACUGUGUUCCUCCACCUCCUCCCUUUCUGCAGCCCAGGCCUGAUUCUGCUCGGGAAUGGGCAGGGCACUUGGGCCGCUUACUGCUGUGUGGAAUGAAUCUUUUCACCUCUCUGGACCUGUGAAUUCUUGGCUUGCUUUAUGCUCUGAUUUGACACUCUCACUGCAAUCUUCGAAUCAUGAACACUGAGUGCAGAGGAAGGUGGCAUUCCGUCAGCGGGAGAUAGAUGUGGGUGCAGACUGAGAUGACACACUGGGUAGAUGCUAGAUUUUAAUUGUUAUUAUUAAUAUAAGGGAUCAAAUUAAUUUAAGUGUGAUUCUGAGUUCUACAGAACUUUUAAUGCUGUGCUCUCUCCAUACGGAAACUCAAGUAAAAUGCACAUAAAGUAGGGAUAUUAUUAGUCUGGUGAGAUGUUUGUUGUCUGUGACAAAUAAUUUAAAAAUUAUGACUGCUUCAGGAAAGCUCCUGUCUUUAAGGGUUCUAUCUUCCUCACCAGCCAUCUAUUCCUCCUAUAUUGUGAGGUCCUCUAAUCCUUCCACCAAUCAAAUCAGCUGUUGAUAUUCGUUUGGAGUUGAGAUACCAAUCUCAGAAACUUCUGAAACACACCUAAGCUAAUUCCAAAUUACCCAAAGAUUAUGUAAAAUUUUAAAAUAAAUGCGUUUUUUAAAAA
Manis javanica (Malayan pangolin) is the source of this 4465-nucleotide messenger RNA. NCBI's taxonomy places the organism in Eukaryota, Metazoa, Chordata, Mammalia, Pholidota, Manidae. The record is from RefSeq and is a predicted model, not a curated record.